Messenger RNA from Drosophila obscura, 3089 nucleotides. It is a transcript of the gene Pfrx, whose product is annotated as 6-phosphofructo-2-kinase/fructose-2,6-bisphosphatase 1. Gene Ontology annotation, molecular function: ATP binding; fructose-2,6-bisphosphate 2-phosphatase activity; 6-phosphofructo-2-kinase activity. Gene Ontology annotation, cellular component: cytosol. The transcript has 2 exons. NCBI's taxonomy places the organism in Eukaryota, Metazoa, Arthropoda, Insecta, Diptera, Drosophilidae. The record is from RefSeq and is a predicted model, not a curated record. Bases 282 to 2462 code for a protein of 726 amino acids. Gene Ontology annotation, biological process: fructose metabolic process; fructose 2,6-bisphosphate metabolic process.
CAUUCCUAUUUUGACAAGCGACAAGCAACGUGUGCGCGGAACGGAACGCAUUGCGCUGCGGUGAUUUCGAUCUAGCUUUCGAUCGAUUUUUUUUCGUGUGUUCUGUGUCAUACUGUUAUUCUUAACCUUUAGUGUGGUCCCGCGUUGUUUUUUGUUUGUUGUCUUUGCUCUUGACGUUUUUUUUAAUUGACAACAAUCCAAUAAAAUAAAAAUAAAAAAUUAAGCCCAACAACGGUAAUCAUUAAGAGCAGUAUUAAAAGCACUUGCAGCUUUGUACAGCCAUGGCUCAAUUCUGCGAGAGCUCCUCACCUUGCUUAGGCAGCAUGUCCAGCUCAGCGCCGAACCAGAUGACGGGUCAAUCGCUGUUGUUGUCAGCAGGAACCACAUCAGCAUCCGAAUCAGCAUCAGGAGCACCUGCGUAUCUUCAACAACAACAGAAACUACACUUGACAGAAACAAUUUCUAACCAAAUACUUUCAGCCAGCCAGACGAACAUCAGCAACGGAAGCAACAGCAAGGGCCAUAUAGGUUUUGAAAGUAAACAGAAAAACGAUAAGAAAGACGUCAUCGGGCACGGAGACGUGGUCGACGACGAGGACGUAGUAGGAACAUUGCCAUUGCUUCCCAUUAAGAAGAAAAAUACCCUCCUCCCCCGUACUUUUCUCCCACCUCGCUCCUCUUCAUACUCGGAUCUGUGCAGCUGCUGCAAUUGUGCAUCGAGCGCCUCGUCAUCAUCAGCCUCGUCCACUUCCUCGUCAUCAUCCUCGUCUCAGGACCCAGGCUCAGCGGAAGGUAUCACACGAUCCGCUGUUACCAAGCAGCUUGUACGCUCAGUGACCGCUACCAGCAUCAUGGACAUGCCCUACAACACAUCGCCCUCGCUACGCGUGCGCACCACCUCACUGAAUCAACUGAAAAAGACCGCCGACCUGGCGAUAGAGAAUGAGCUUCAUGUGUGCCCGUCAGUGAUGUCGGAGGAGCUGCGCAAGCUCCUUCCACCCACCUCGGAGACGGUGAUGACGAAACCCUUCCCCAUCCGUGGGGAGCGGACAAUCGCUGACUGUACUACCCCCCAUGUUAUAGCGAUGGUGGGCCUGCCUGCCAGGGGCAAGACCUUUAUCUCAAAGAAGCUGGCGCGCUACCUCAACUGGAUUGGGAUUGCGACGCGCGUGUUCAACCUGGGCGAGUACCGUCGCCAUGCUACCACAGCAUACAAGUCGCAUGAGUUUUUCCGUGCCGACAACGAGGAGGCAAUGGCCAUCAGAAAUCGGUGUGCCAACCAUGCGCUGCACGACUCAUGCGAGUGGCUGCUGAGCGGCCAGGGUAGCAUUGCUGUGUUUGAUGCUACCAAUUCGACCCGAGACCGGCGACAGCUUAUCUACGAUAUUGUGGUUAAGCAGCACGGAUUCCGUCUUUUCUUUGUGGAGUCGAUCUGUGAUGAUCCGCAGAUCAUCGAACAGAACAUUUUGGAGGUGAAGGUGAGUUCACCAGACUACCUUAACAUGAACACCGAGCUGGUGGUGCGGGACUUCCUGCAACGCAUCGAGCACUACGAGGAGCGCUACCAGCCAAUCGACGAGGUCACCGAGUCACAUCUCAGCUUCAUGAAGGUCUACAACGCUGGGAAAAAGGUGGUAGUCUACAAUAACGAGGGUCACGUGGAGUCGCGCAUCGUCUACUAUCUGAUGAACAUACACAUAACGCCGCGAACCAUUUAUCUGACGCGCCAUGGGGAGAGCGAGCACAACCUCAGCGGGCUCAUUGGCGGCGAUUCGAAUCUGAGCGCACGGGGUCAUCAAUACGGCCGGGCCCUGUCCUCUUUCAUAUCGCAGCAGCACAUCGAUGGGCUGCGUGUGUGGACCUCGUGGAUGAAGCGAGCCAUCCAAACGGUGGCCGAUGUGAAGGCUCCGCAAGAGCGCUGGAAAGCGCUUAACGAGAUCGAUGCAGGCCACUGUGAGGAGAUGACUUACGAGCAGAUCAAAGAGCGCUUCCCCGAGGAGUUCAAGGCGCGCGAUGUCAACAAGUUCGCCUAUCGCUAUCCGCGCGGCGAGAGCUACGAGGAUCUAGUGGCGCGCUUGGAGCCCGUCAUCAUGGAACUGGAGCGGCAGGGGAAUGUCUUGGUGGUUUCCCACCAGGCAGUUCUGCGCUGCCUCUUCGCUUACUUUCUAGAUAAGUCCGCCGAUGAGCUGCCCUACCUAUAUGUGCCCCUGCAUACCGUCAUUAAGCUCACCCCUGUGGCCUACGGAUGCAAGGUGGAGCAUAUCAAGUUACCUAUUGACGCGGUAGACACGCAUCGUCCCAAGCCCAAGAUUCCCGGCGACGUGAGUGAGCCCGGACUCGAUGGCCUGAGCGGUGAGCUGGUGGCGCCCGAUGGCGUUGGCAAGGUGCUCAUUGUGGGCGAUGAUGUGGCAACGGCAACAAAUGGUAAUGGCGGACGCGUUGAUGCCCAAUCCCACCAAUGACGACGGUGGCUGCACUUGUUGCGUCCCUCAAAAUCCAAGACACUUUAGGAUCAGUCACUCGUCGCUUCACGCUUUUUCCCAAACAACCCCAGGAAUAAUGCACGAGCUACUUUUUCAUCGCAUAAGCACAACACACGACAGACAUGAACACGGUCCGCACUCCCGGUACCCACGGUGCCUAAGGUCGCUAUUACGUUAACUAUCCGUGAUGCUAUCCAUGUCUCUAGUUGGAUCGCUCUCUUUUACUUAAUCAAUUUUUGAAAGAUUGUCAAUAGAUUUUAGGCAUUGAGCUCUCUUUUUAUUUUUAUUUUUUGACUGCACACAUUCAUUGAGCUCAUUAUUGAUGUUUUUAAAGCAACAGACAGGAUUGUUCUCUCAAAUAUUGAAUUAUGAUAUGAAAUAAUGAUGCAAAACCUAACCGUAUAGCGAUCUAGCUACUAAGUUGAUUGUGAAUUAUACAUAAGAACUAAUCUGAAGUACGUGUAACUAAAUAUCUAAAUAUGAACAUGAACAUGUAUGUAAAUAUGUAUAUUUACUGUGCACAUAAAUGAGUGAGUCCUCUGCUACUACAAAGGUGCUACCACUAUAUCUAUUUGAAUAUAUAUUUUGCAUUUUUUCACAUCUUGA